UCACAAAAUGCGUUAACUGUUAUCUACACAUCUACAUCGCAAGAGAAAUGUACGAAUCAGUCAUAUAAAAAAGUUAUUCAGUAAAUCGCUUGGACAAAAGCGUCUGCUUUGGCCUGUUAAAUAACAUAUAGAUAAUAAAUGGACAAUAACGAAUGUCACCAAUAACAUCUAUAACUAAUGGUUGCCCUUUUCAUUUUUCUUUCUUCAUAGGUAAAUACAAACUACAAAAAAUACACAAAAGAAGAACAAUGGCUAACUAUGCUACCAACAAAGUGAUUUGGAUCAUCGGGAGUAGCUACAUUCGUCGUGGGGAAGAGAGGGCCAGAGAGACCAUCGGGGCCAAGGUUUACUGGUUUGGCUGGGGUGGACUUCGAUGGCACGGACUCCUUCCUUUCUUCUACCGGUCCCUCAGAGGAAGAGCUGCCCCGGAUGUCCUGCUGAUUCACUGCGGCGGAAACGACUUGGGAUGCAGGAAGAGCAUCGAUCUCGUUGCAGCGAUGAAGCAGGAUCUGCAACAUCUCUAUCGGCGUUUCCCUCAGAUGACCAUUGUGCUGUCUGACAUCACCCAGAGACGUCGGUGGAGAUCAGGCCUUCCGGGGAAAAUUGACAAGUCCCGUAAAUGGGUGAACAGUGUCAUGGCUACCUUUGUCUUGGGAAUGCAGGGGGGUAUUGUGCAUCACCCUCAAAUUGUAUUUAACAAGCCUCAACUGUUUCUAAGAGACGAAGUUCAUUUAUCACCUAGGGGUAAUGAUAUUUUUUUAAAUAAUUUAGCUGAAGGCUUGAGAGUCUUAAUGCAGUAGGGGUGAUGCUGGAUUAAACCUCUCAACAUGUUUUAAACAUGAAACAGUUGAAGUCUGUUAAAUUGUUUUGGGGUUGUGUAUGUGCCUUUUGUCUUUAGUUUAAUACAUGUUCACAUUGGUAGACAUAACACUGUUCAACAGUCACUGCUCUUUUUCCCCCCACCCUU
This is a messenger RNA of Carassius auratus (goldfish), 967 nucleotides long. RefSeq lists its product as uncharacterized. The record is from RefSeq and is a predicted model, not a curated record. Bases 153 to 800 code for a protein of 215 amino acids. Lineage: Eukaryota; Metazoa; Chordata; Actinopteri; Cypriniformes; Cyprinidae. The transcript is spliced from 2 exons.